AUAAUAUAUUAUAAUAUAAUAUAAUAUUAUAUAUAAUGGUUUCCAGCAACAAAGUUGCUUUCCCUUGCCUUGUGCGUCUCUCCUCUCUCUCUCUCUAUAUAUAUAUAUGCGUCUGUAUGUAUAUGUAUAUGAAUCUGUAUGUGCUCCCACACACCACUCUGCACUGCUCUGUUCUCCCACUCCGUACCUCGCCUUCGUACUUUUCUCCCCUUUAUAACAACUCCUCCACUCCUCCUCCUUCCUUAUCUGCUUAUCUUCCUCUCCUUUCCUUUCAAUACAUCCAUUUUUCCAAUAAUUAUUUCUAUAUUUAUCGUCGAUCGAUUCUUCGUGGAAUGAGCGGAUCGGAUCUGUCAAAUUAAUUUUUUAUGAGCUCAAUUAAUGGAUUCUCCGCCGGAUAUGGCCGCCGGAUCUCGCCCCAUGCUUGGCUUCCACCUCGGAAUCGCUCUCCUCCUCGUCUCCAUCUUUACUCUCACCGGAAUAUUCUCCUGCUGCUACCACUGGGACAGGAUCCGCCGCUCCCUCUCCCAACGCGCCGCCGAGGACCACGCCAAACUUACGGAUCGGAAGGAGGAGACGCUGCCGGUAAUCAUGCCGGGGGAUGACGUACCGAAGUUCAUAGCGCUGACGUGUCCGCUGGAGCCGCCGCGGCCGCAGGGUGGUGUCGCCGGCGAAGUGCUCCGGCCGCCGCCCCGGCCGCGGCCGAAGCCGCUGCUCGCCGCCGUGCCGUUCUAUACUCUAGUCGGGCCGUACUAGCCGGCCGGCCUGCAGUUACGCAAAGUAAAUAUUUGUAAACAAUUUAUCAAAAUCGAGUACGUUCUAGAACAUACCCGUACGGAUACUAUAAUUUAAUUAUUUAUGUGUUUUUCUUUAGAUUUUUUUUAUUAUUAAAAAUUGAGUAUUGAAUGGAUGUUUUAAGUUAUUGUAUGUAAAUAUAUUGUGUGAAAAUGGAAUAGUAAAC
Andrographis paniculata is the source of this 958-nucleotide messenger RNA. RefSeq lists its product as uncharacterized. The record is from RefSeq and is a predicted model, not a curated record. NCBI's taxonomy places the organism in Eukaryota, Viridiplantae, Streptophyta, Magnoliopsida, Lamiales, Acanthaceae. The transcript has 2 exons. Bases 379 to 753 code for a protein of 124 amino acids.